Amoebophrya sp. A120 is the source of this 973-nucleotide messenger RNA. NCBI's taxonomy places the organism in Eukaryota, Dinophyceae, Syndiniales, Amoebophryaceae. The record is from the annotation of a GenBank genome assembly.
AUGCUGUUGCGGUUGUUCGAUGUGACGGAUUCGCCGGGGAACCUAAAAACGAUUUUCUCCGCUCACAUCUCUAACGGGCAAUCUCUCUCGGUCGACCGAUACAAGCUGUUGCUCGUGAAAGCGCCGGAUCUGUGCAAGGUGCGGUACUUGGCGGCGUCGAAUCCGCUGUACCCGAAUUAUGGGCUACUUGAAGCGGCGGGAACAACAGCUGGAGCUGCAUCAUCAAAUCAGGCCUUGAUUGCAAAUUAUGGGGCUGCCGGGACCUCGAAUAAACUAUCCCAGCCACCUAUCAAGUGUAAAAAUGUCUGGGUCUGGAAGAAUUCAUGUUUUUCAUGCUUGUCUGGCAUGACUCUUAAAUCUGUCAUGCACGUUACACAAGCGCUCCAUUUUUCUGUCAUGCAGGAACGCAGUUUGUGAUUGUGUUUGUCAUGCAGAAUAGGCAACACCUAGCCCUAGGAGCUCAGAAACUUGUCAUGCUGAGCCAGCAUUUGUAGCCUCAUCAUGAGACGCCACCCAGCAUCACAAGUUUCCAGACCCAGACAUUUUUACCUUUGACACCACCUUUGAAGCGGACCCGGUCUGCGAACGCGACGGCGCAGAAUCACGCGGAGAAUUUUGCGUGGCAGACCGUGAUAUGGAAUGCAAAUAUGUCUGGGUCUGGAAGAUUCCGAGAUUUGCCAUGCUGAUCUGGUAUGACUCUGAAAUCUGUAUUGCGUGGCCACGAAGAGCUCCUGUUGCCUGUCAUGCAAAAAUGCAGUUUCUCAUACGGAGUACGCAACGCAGAACCACGGAAAAACUUGUCAUGCUGGGCUGCGCAUUGCAGUGUGCUCACUAUAAUCUUUCUUGCAUCACAAAUUUCCAGACCCAGACAUAUUUGCACUUGAUACGUGAAUCCGGUGACCUUCCAGGUGGAGCCGACCCGGGUGAUGUUUUUCGCGAGCAACGUGGACCAAGUGAUCGAGGAACAGACCGC